GUGACAACCCUGGCUUGGAAAUUUUAAAAUUUGAAAACCCAAUCUGUUCUGUUGCUUCUUCUGCUGGUAAAAGAAUGUGACUAAAAAACGACCCAGAAGGGUAAAUGGGUCUCGCUAAUUGAGAUUGAUCCAGGGCCAUGAUUAAGAGCAGGAGGUGGAAGGAUUCUUGAUCAAGACGCAGUACAGCUGAGAUCUGAUGCAGAAAUUCUUUGUAGCAGGGCAGAGAUUCUCCUUUUGUGAAGAGCUAGCGUUCCUUUCUCUAGUUCAGUUACCUCAGCUUGUUCAUAUAAAUUGAUGAAGUUCUGAUCUACGAAGAGUUUCUAAAGAUUUCAGUUUGGUAUGAUGGGUUCAGUUUCAGAGACAGCCGUGCAAGAAAAAUGGGAGAAAAUGCUAGCUUCUGAUAAUGCAGAGAAAAAAUGGAGGGAAAAGAGUGUGGAAGGAGACGAUGGUCUGAGGAUAGAGUGUUUGAGAGGAAGAUUACUUGCAGAGAGAACGGCUUCAAGGGUUGCGAAAGAAGAAGCAGAGUUGAUGCAAAACAAGUUAAUAGAGCUGGAAAGACAACUAAAAGCAGAGAUAGAAUCAAAGAACAAAGCCGAAAAGAAGCUUAAGCUCUUGACAACAAAACUGGAAUCCCUGAAACUUUCACCUAUUUCAGAACAGUUGAGCUCAUCGGAAAACAAGUCAGGAAGUUCGGGUUUAGGAAUCACUGGUUGUUCUUAUAACAACAGCAGAGAUCGUUCGCCAGAAGAACCCAGCAAAGUUGAUGAAAAUGUGAGCUCCAAAGAAUUUGCAGUUACAGAUGAUCUGGGUCUCAGAGAAUCCUCAAAUAGGGAGAAAGAGUUGAGUGGAGAGAACGAUCCGGCAGAGUAUGAGAAUAAUUUGCUGGCAAUAGUUCCGGUAAACACGCCAAUAGCUCUAACACAGUCUCAGGAAACCAAGAUCAUCAACACAGAGUG
Messenger RNA from Macadamia integrifolia, 956 nucleotides. RefSeq lists its product as uncharacterized. NCBI's taxonomy places the organism in Eukaryota, Viridiplantae, Streptophyta, Magnoliopsida, Proteales, Proteaceae. The record is from RefSeq and is a predicted model, not a curated record.